AUGGGUGACGUCCCCGAAAGGGAUCCCAACCGUGUGUACUACAACUCGGGAGGGUUCCAGCGGUCUCGUCCCAUUUUGACGGGGCCGGAUGCAAAAGAGACAUUUGAGGAGAUCCCUAUCAUUGACUUCUCAGAGGUGCUAUCUUCCACACCCAACGUCCGUCAAAGGCUCGCCGAGCAGGUCGGCCAUGCGGCUCGAAACGUGGGCUUCUUCUAUGUCGAGAAUGCACCUGUGUCUCACGCCAAGAUCGAUCGUGCUUUUGAGCUGCUAGAAUCGUUCUUUACUCAACCCGAAGAGAUCAAGAAGCAGAUAGACUGCAACAAGAGCAACGAGGCCAAAGGGUGGCAGCCGCAACAGACGGUCGGUCCGAACGGGGUGCUCCGUGAAUCGUACUCGAUGGGCAAUGACUAUACGGAGCCUGAACAGCACCACAUCAGCAUCGCGCCACAUGGAAGCGUGUCACUGAAUCAAUGGCCUUCCGAACACACUGUACCUGGAUUUCGCAAAGCCAUGUAUGAUUAUUACCUGGAAAUCUAUCCUUUCGCGAAGACGCUGAUUCAAAUCUUUGCUCUGGCAUUGGGCCUCGAUGAAACCGCGUUGGAUCAAUACUUUCAGAAACCUUUGGCGGACAUCACGGCGCAGUAUUACCCUGCCCAGGCGCCUGACUCGAAGCCGGUGGAACUGCUCUUCCCCCAUGCUGACUUUGGCGUCAUUACUCUCCUGCUGCAAAAUGAGGUCCCGGGGUUGGAAGUCCUAAACGCAAACGGCAUCUGGAUUCCCGCCCCGCCAAUGCCAUACGCUUUUGUCGUCAACACUGGGAACUACGUUGAAGCGUGGACAAACGGGCGCUGGCCUGCUACCGUGCACAGAGUGUUUGGCAAAAUCGAUAGGCCAAGAUUCUCGCUCCCUUUCUUUGUGUCACCCUCGCCGGACGUCGUGGUGAAACCACUGCAAGAGCUCUUCGAACACGGCGAGAAGCCCAAGUACGAAGAGCGCAAUGUUGGCCAGAGGCAGGUCAAGGGCCAGAUCGGGUCCAGGCAAGACCACCCAAUGACGAAGAUGUUGAGGAAACUCGUGCCAAAGGAAGAAGAUUGGAGGUGGGAGAUGUUAUCCCAACCACACCUGCUGCCCCUGUAA
Molecule: messenger RNA, 1137 nt
Organism: Exophiala spinifera
Lineage: Eukaryota; Fungi; Ascomycota; Eurotiomycetes; Chaetothyriales; Herpotrichiellaceae
Exons: 2
Coding region: 1-1137 (378 amino acids)
Source: RefSeq, a predicted model, not a curated record